AUGGCUUCUAGUGAACGGCAUGAGCCAGAUUUACUCAGGAUGAUAUGUCAUCCUGAUGUAAUUGAAACCAUUGCAUCCUAUAUUCAUUUUAAAGACCUUGUUUCUUUAUCGUGUAUUUGUAGGAUGGCACGGCAGGUUAUUUAUGACAAUGUUCGGUGCUGGAGAGUGGUUGAUCUUGGGUAUUCUAAGGGAACUAUUUUAGAGAGAUACCAAAAUGCAAAAACAACGCAUUUGGCGACUUUUCGGACAGUACAGUAUCUUUUCCGCCGUAGUAAUAUUCCUUUUGAUUGUUUGACGGCAAUUCUGUUAGAUUUUUCGGCAAUUCAGUAUCCAGCAGUACGGUUUAUUAUUUUGCAGGCAGGGUUAGUAAAAUUGGAGAAAAUUAGCCUUCGGCAUUGUCGAUAUAUAUCUCUUAAAGAUCUAAACAGUAUUCUUGUAUCGCUUCAGCGAGCAUGGACAGGGGAAACAAGUUAUUAUAAGCAAUCAUCGUCUACGCUUGCGAUUAAGCCAUACGUUCUCAAAGAAUUGAGAGUUCGGUAUAUGAAAGGGCUUCCGAAAUGUUCCAAAGAUCUUUACUAUAAUUAUAGUCAAUACAAUCUUUUGUAUGCGUUUAGGAAUAUCGCGAAACUUUUGCGUCUGGAAACAGACGUUGAAACGUGUUCGAUGGUUUAUCCGAAUGAUAUAUGGCAUAGCAGAGAAAUAUGUAUAGAUUAUUGGAAUGAUCUUGAUCAAACGGAUUAUGAUAUAUAUUAUUCUACAGGGAACCCUUUUUUCGAUUUGAAUAAAGCAUUUCGAAAGUGUGAUGUUCACCCGGAAAUUAUAGAUUACAAGUUCUGUUCCAUUUGUCUUCAAAGUUCUCAGUGUGCGAAAUGUGGAGCAGGUGUUUGUCCUUUUUGUCAAGGGGUGGAUCAGUGUAAUUUAUUUUAUUUAAAUGCACGAGGACAAAGUUUGAGUGAGAAUGCGCCGUUGAAGCUAGGUUUUUGUCAACAAUGUGGUAUAUUGUGCAAACAGUGCAGGACUAGUAUGAUUCCCAAUUGUUUAACGUGUUUAGUGCCUUAUUGUCCGACUCAUAUGUCAUCUAAAAUUGCAUACCGCUGCGAAAUUGGCGGUGAAGGAAUGUGUAAUAAAUGUGUUUUUAAAAAGCCAUGGCUUAAGUAUUGUUUUGGUGGUUGUGGACGUAUGAUGUGCAAGAAAGAAGUAUCAGGCAAAUGUUUUAAGUGUCAAGAAAACAUUUGUUGGCAAUGCAUGAAGCUACCGGCGCCUCUUGCAUCGUCGUUUAUGAAAAUAUCUUAUACGGAUCAUUCUUCACUUUGCUCAAAUGUCAGUGAUGCUUUAAGCGAUCAGGAUGCGAAAAAUAUAGUUCCUGGGGACGAAAUGGUUCUAAUAAAAACAAUAUGUGCACCAUGCAGGGUGCUAGUUUACUUAAGGAAGCGUAAGCUAGAGUCUCGGAAAAUUUGCACGCUUUAUGGGCCAUUAGUUAAGCAGUUUAUUAAGUAUAUUAAUAGGAAAAGGCUGGCAUUGAAGCUAUACAAAUAUGCGGCAAAGCAGAGGCAACUUUGGAUCAAAAAGCUGGCUGUUUUUUACAAAAAUAGCAAAAGUAUACUAAAAUCACCGAAUAUCUCUUCUGUCAACUGCAGUAUAGACUUUAAAAACAUUUUAUCUCUCCCUCAAUACAUAAAAUUUAUUAGCAUUAUUAAACUUGCAAUUGAGAGAGAAUUAGCGAAUGGCAUAAGCAAAAAAGAAUUAGUGGAUGUAAUGAUUAGCAUAAUGAAUAAUAUGCUGAGCAGCUAA
Molecule: messenger RNA, 1791 nt
Organism: Pneumocystis jirovecii RU7
Lineage: Eukaryota; Fungi; Ascomycota; Pneumocystomycetes; Pneumocystales; Pneumocystaceae
Exons: 1
Coding region: 1-1791 (596 amino acids)
Molecular function (GO): protein binding
Source: RefSeq, a predicted model, not a curated record